AUGCCUUCGAUUAAGUUGCACAGUUCUGAUGGAGAGAUAUUCGAAGUUGAUGUGGAAAUUGUCAAACAAUCUGUGACAAUCAAGAUUAUGUUGGACGAUUUGGGAAUGGAUGAAGGAGAUGAUGAUCCAGUUCCUCUAACAAAUGUUAAUGCGGCAAUAUUAAAAAAGGUCGUUCAGUGGUGCACCCACAAGGAUGACCCUCCUCCUCCUGAGGAUGAUGAGAACAAGGAAAAGCAAACAGACCAUAUCCCUGUUUGGAACCAAGAAUUCCUGAAAGUUGACCAAGGAGCUUUUAAACUUAUUUUGGCUGCAAACUAUUUAGACAUCAACGGUUUGCUUGAUGUUACGUGCAAGACUGUUGUCAGUAUGAUCAAGGGGAAAACACCUAGGGAGGUUCUCAAGACCUUCAACAGCAAAAAUGACUUUGCCGAAGAGGAGGAAGCCCAGGUACGCCAAGACGAGCAGUGGUGUGAAGAGAAGCGAAAUGUUGUGCCUGACACUGUAACACUAAGGAUUGUUCCAAAUACUAGUUGCAUUGCUAUUGAUAAUUGUUAA
Propithecus coquereli (Coquerel's sifaka) is the source of this 555-nucleotide messenger RNA. Its product is annotated as S-phase kinase-associated protein 1-like. Gene Ontology annotation, biological process: SCF-dependent proteasomal ubiquitin-dependent protein catabolic process. Gene Ontology annotation, cellular component: nucleus; cytoplasm. NCBI's taxonomy places the organism in Eukaryota, Metazoa, Chordata, Mammalia, Primates, Indriidae. Gene Ontology annotation, molecular function: cullin family protein binding. The record is from RefSeq and is a predicted model, not a curated record.